GCCGAAGCAAAUUUGAGGACUCGCUAGAGCGGAAGUGCUUGGUUUAUCUGGAUUAUAUAUUGCUAAUUACUAUUAGAUCUAACCACAAAAACUCUGUCGAGCCCUGGCCAGUCCGAGUGUUAGAUUCACCGUCGAGGGGGGUCUCAGGCUGGAUUCUUUGUUUGCUAUCCGCACGGUACUUUGUAGAGCAAACAAAGAGAGCGCCGAACUCAAGGAGGGAAAGCCCCUUCUUAAACAUUGCCACUCAUUCCCUAAGAUCCUCACUUACUCUCCCAGAAGUUUUUUUCGCCCCUGGCCUAGUCUUGUCGAAGCCUUCAGCGUGUGGUCCACUGGCCUAUCCGCAAUGUCGAAGAACAAGUUUCGCAGACUCUUGCCUGCGAAGGAAAAGGAGGAGAUAGAACCUGUUGUUACAGAGGCAAAGAAAGAAACUCGGCGCAACAUCUCUCUUGCUUGUACAGAGUGCCAGAAAAAGAAGACCAAGUGCUCUGGAACGCAAUACCUUACCAGCAGAUACCUUGGGGUCACUGGCGCCGAUUUCAUUGUUCUCUCUAUCUUCAUGUGGACGGCCGUCACGUGCCUAUCCUUGUCGGCAGCGUACCACACUCUGAUGAACCACCCUCAACACCUAUAAUAUCUCUGCCUGCGAUUGGACAUGCUGGGUAUAGUGAUCUUCAUAGUGGGUGACCUUAUCUUGGGCAUAUACCUGCUUUUCUGGUGUGAACAUUUGCUACGCAAUAUCUACUGGUG
Molecule: messenger RNA, 747 nt
Organism: Penicillium brasilianum
Lineage: Eukaryota; Fungi; Ascomycota; Eurotiomycetes; Eurotiales; Aspergillaceae
Source: the annotation of a GenBank genome assembly